UGAGAAGACAUAAAUUAAAGAGGAGUGCCGCCAUCGUUGCCCCACACACACCUUCCCUUUGAUUCCAUUUCUCAUUCUCACUUCCAAAACUCCUCCAUUCAUUUCUCGCAUUUCUACCUUCCAAAGCUCUUUCUCUAAGUAAAGGGUGUCUUCAUUUUUGUGCAGAUCGAGCUUUGGAAAACUUGAGGAAGCAUUUGAGUAACAACCCCUUUUCAGAUCCCUGAAGGGUUGUGUUCAUUUGUCGAAAUAAUAACAACUUGCUUGGAACAAGCAUAAUAAGCAUGGCAAGCGCGUUGCAGCUUCAGGGGGUUCAAGGGAACUACCUUUGUGUGAGUGUGAGGAGGGGCUUGCAUCAUUGCAAGCCUCAAAUUGGGUUUGCAGCAUUUGGUGCUCCUGUUUGUGCAAGAAGAGUUUGGGGCAAUAGGGUGGCAUUCAAUGUCACUACUUGCAAGGCCUCAACAACAAGUGAUGUGAUUGAGAAGAGUGUGACUGAGAAUAGGGUGGUGAGUAUUGAGGGUGAAACCAGUUUCACUUGUGUCAUGAAGUUUGGUGGCUCCUCAGUGGCUUCUGCUGAGAGGAUGAAAGAGGUGGCUACCCUUAUAUUGAGUUUUCCUGAGGAGAGGCCUAUUGUUGUUCUCUCUGCUAUGGGAAAGACAACAAACAAGCUUUUGCUGGCUGGAGAGAAAGCUGUGAGUUGUGGUGUUACUAAUGUGUCAAGUAUUGAGGAGCUUUGCUUUAUAAAAGAUCUGCAUCUAAGGACUGUGGAUCAGCUUGGUGUGGACGGAUCUGUUAUUGCAAAGCAUCUAGAAGAAUUGGAGCAACUUCUGAAGGGGAUAGCUAUGAUGAAAGAAUUGACUAAAAGGACUCAGGACUAUUUAGUCUCCUUUGGAGAAUGCAUGUCGACUAGGAUCUUUGCUGCAUAUCUUAACAAAAUAGGUGUCAAGGCACGCCAAUACGAUGCAUUUGAGAUUGGUUUUAUAACAACUGAUGACUUCACAAAUGCGGACAUUUUGGAAGCAACUUAUCCGGCAGUCGCCAAGAGAUUACAUGGUGAUUGGCUCUCUGAUCCUGCAAUUGCAAUUGUUACAGGCUUCCUUGGAAAGGCCCAGAAAUCAUGUGCAGUGACAACACUGGGUAGAGGGGGCAGUGAUUUGACAGCUACAGCAAUUGGGAAAGCACUAGGGUUACCUGAGAUCCAGGUAUGGAAGGAUGUUGAUGGUGUCCUAACCUGUGAUCCAAAUAUAUACCCAAAAGCGGAACCUGUUCCUUAUUUGACAUUUGACGAGGCUGCUGAACUAGCGUACUUUGGUGCUCAGGUUCUGCAUCCACAGUCUAUGAGACCUGCAAGAGAAAGUGAUAUUCCUGUUAGGGUUAAAAAUUCUUACAAUCCUAAAGCUCCAGGUACUCUCAUCACCAAGGCAAGAGAUAUGAGCAAGGCAGUGUUAACAAGCAUUGUUUUGAAACGUAAUGUGACCAUGUUGGAUAUAGUGAGUACUCGCAUGCUUGGUCAGUAUGGUUUCCUUGCUAAGGUGUUUUCAAUCUUUGAAGAGUUAGGCAUAUCAGUUGAUGUUGUAGCUACAAGUGAAGUCAGUGUUUCCUUGACAUUGGAUCCAUCAAAGCUAUGGAGCAGAGAGCUAAUUCAGCAGGAACUUGACCAUGUUGUAGAAGAACUCGAGAAAAUCGCUGUGGUGAAUCUCCUGCAGAAUAGAUCCAUCAUCUCUCUCAUUGGAAAUGUUCAGAGAUCAUCACUAAUAUUGGAGAAGGCUUUCCGUGUUCUUCGAACCCUUGGCAUCACGGUGCAAAUGAUCUCUCAGGGUGCAUCUAAGGUGAACAUCUCAUUGGUUGUAAAUGACAGUGAAGCGGAGCAGUGUGUGAGGGCUCUCCACUUAGCCUUCUUUGAGAGUGAGCUCUCAGAGUUAGAGAUGGAUUACAAAAAUGGUAAUGGCUCUGUUCAUGAAUUAUCUUUAGGGGACACUUGAGUGUUUCAAUUCUUUUCAUUAAGAUAUGUAUCCCAAUUUUAUAUGCUAAUGUCAAGCAAGCAUUUUUGAGUUCCUCCUAGUCUUGUGUCACUGUGAUGUACCAGAACAAUGUAUUUUACCUGAAGAUAGAUGCUGGUUGGGAGGAAUGGCAAAGCAUUAGUGUAUAACUAGUCUUGGUAGUUGGUAUUACUAGUGAGUAAACCUUUGUAUUCUUUUGUAGCUGCUUCCAAAGGGUUAAUAACCAGCUGCAAAUCAAUUAUUGUUGACUAUAUUAUUGAAAGUCAUGCUUCUGUCUCGA
Messenger RNA from Glycine soja, 2277 nucleotides. RefSeq names its product aspartokinase 2, chloroplastic-like. Bases 282 to 1979 code for a protein of 565 amino acids. Gene Ontology annotation, cellular component: chloroplast stroma. The transcript has 14 exons. The record is from RefSeq and is a predicted model, not a curated record. Lineage: Eukaryota; Viridiplantae; Streptophyta; Magnoliopsida; Fabales; Fabaceae. Gene Ontology annotation, biological process: amino acid biosynthetic process. Gene Ontology annotation, molecular function: aspartate kinase activity.